Messenger RNA from Psilocybe cubensis, 351 nucleotides. RefSeq lists its product as uncharacterized. Bases 1 to 351 code for a protein of 116 amino acids. The record is from RefSeq and is a predicted model, not a curated record. The transcript is spliced from 2 exons. NCBI's taxonomy places the organism in Eukaryota, Fungi, Basidiomycota, Agaricomycetes, Agaricales, Agrocybaceae.
AUGACGGCCCAGGAAAUUGUCCAACGUCAAACAAAGCUCGUUGCGGCGUUUCAGAAUCAGCAGCGUCUGGACAGUGGAAAGGAUCAUGAUGAGUUCUUGCUCAUCGUUAAGACGGCCAUCGAUGCGCUUGAACAAGAAGAGGCCGAGGAACAGAAACACGCUGCUGUGACUCCGUUAGGGGACCGCUCCAACGUCGAGCCCGACACACCAUCAAAAACCGAGAAAUUUUGCAGCACUGUAGAAAUUAAGAAACGAAAGCUCGAUAGCGUUGAUGGGGAGGAGAAAGCGGACCAGAAGCGUGCGAAGGCCCGCCGCGAGUCAAAUGAAAAUGACCCUGAACAAGGUCUUUGA